Molecule: messenger RNA, 2194 nt
Organism: Osmia bicornis bicornis
Lineage: Eukaryota; Metazoa; Arthropoda; Insecta; Hymenoptera; Megachilidae
Product: mucosa-associated lymphoid tissue lymphoma translocation protein 1-like
Exons: 11
Coding region: 224-2167 (647 amino acids)
Biological process (GO): proteolysis
Molecular function (GO): cysteine-type endopeptidase activity
Source: RefSeq, a predicted model, not a curated record
AUAUUCCUCAAAAUUGUCAUCAAUUGCGAUUUUAUACUCUUUUUGCAAAUAUACAUGUUAUUUAUGUAAUAAAGAAUAAACCGUCUAUUUAAAAGUGUAUAAAAUGUAAAUUUUCCAACGAAUAAAUGAAUAAACCUUUAACGCAUUUGUCUUUGUUAAUUUUAUGCAAAACCGUUUGAGUUGAAAGAUAAUUUAUUUUGUAACACUAUUUUGAAAUGUAAUUAUGGCACGUUUCAAUAAAGAUACAUUUAUAGAGUGUUUACCAAUAAGUGUAUAUAAUGAUUUAGUCAAUGCAUUAAAUAAAGAUUCAGCUUGGAUGACACUAGCAACUCAUGUAGCUGAAUGGCUGGAAUAUCCAGGUGCUUUGUGGAUUCAGUCUUUAAAAGACAUAAAACACCCACAUGAAUCUUCUGGACAGAAACUACUUUCUGAAUUAAAUAUUAAAAUGUGCACCGUAGAAAUCUUAUGUACAUUGUUAAAUGAAUGUAAUCUUCUUAAUGUUCUUUCUAUAUUAUCACAUUCAGAACCACUAAAUAUUAUUGUGCAUCCAACAGAAGAAUUACAAACUAACAUUUUAAAAAUUUCAUUUGGACAACAUCUUCGCUUAUGUUGUAUGGCAGUUGGUAUGCCACCACCAAAUUAUAUAUGGUAUCAUGGAGAUGCACAAUUGCAAAAUUGUACUUCUAAUCAACUUGAUAUUAUUAUUACCAGUGCAUCUCAAUCAGGAGAAUAUAGGUGUAAAGUGCUUCAGAUAAAACAUGAUGGAACUCUAAUAUCAACUUUAAUUUCUAAAGCUGUAACUGUCCAAGUUUGUCCUAUACCUGUUAAAAUAGAAAAACAACCACAAGCAUUGAUUGAAGUCAAAGCUGGUGAUAGUUACACAAUUUCUUGUGAAGCUAAUGGCUACCCUAAACCACAUUAUCAGUGGUUCCAUGAAAAUACUAAAUUAGAAGGGGAAACUUCUAAUACAUUACAUAUACAAAAAUUCAGUUCAAAAUAUGAAGGGAAAUAUUAUUGUUACAUUUAUAAUGAUAUUAGUGAAGUCUAUACUGAAAAGACUCAUGUGAUGAUGGAUUAUCCAAGAUUGAAAGCAGUUGCAAAAAUAGCUUUAAUUAUUGCAAAUGGAGAGUAUGAACAUCAUGGGACUCUUCCAACUGCUAGGAAUGAUGCUGCACAUAUAGCUAAUCUUCUUAAAGAAAUAGACUUUGAAGUAAUUUGCCUGAUGAAUUUGACUAUUACUCAAAUGAAAAAAGCGAUACAAUUAUUUAGUGAAGCUUUAGUGGCUGGUGUAUAUGGUUUAUUUUAUUUUGCUGGUCAUGGUUUCAAAAUACAAGAAAGUUAUAUGCUUGCAACAGAUUCUCCAGAAACAUAUUUAAGAAAAGAUGCAAUAUGUGAAAGUGAAUUAUUAACUGCAUUCCUUAAAAAUGAUCCUAAAUUAUUAAUUAUUAUCUUAGACAUGUGUCAAACUUUGCCCCCAAAAGAAUUUAAUCCCGAUAUUUAUCGCGAGCUACCAACAGUAAAUGAAUACAAAAGCAAUAAAAAUCUUCGAAACUUAAUUCAAGCAUAUUCCACGUCUAGUUAUCGACCUAGCUAUGAAAAAGUAAACAGCAAAUAUGGUUUAUACGUGACUCAUCUUAGUAAAUAUAUUACUGAAAAUAUAACAGUCACAAAAAUAUUUGAAAAUGUAGGAAAAUCUUUUGAUAGCAGUUUCAAAGGUAAAGAACGCAAUCAGAUUCCAAUGUUUGCUUCAUCAGUUACGAAGCCGUUUCGACUUACUGAUGCUAUAUACAAAAAAAAUCUUCCAGAUUCCAUUAGUUAUUUAAACAAAAUAAUAUCAUUCUCAACACAAACACUAAAUAUAACUUUCAAACAAGUAAAUAUGAGUACUAGAAUUAUAAUAUCACUAUUCAUGGAACCCUAUUUAAAUUCAAUAAAAAUCAAAGUACUUGACUUACAAAACGUAGAAAUCAACUUCCUUAAUUACAUACCUGCGAAACGAAAUAAUUUAUACCAGGAUCAAGAUAGAAAAGAAUGCUGGAUCCACAAUCCUCAGAUUAACGAGGGACCACUAAUUAUCUCCAUUGCCAAGAAUGGAACUCCUAUUGAUGCAACAUUGUUACACAUAAAAGAUUACAUACCUCCAUUAUUAAAAAUUAUAAACUGUUAAAAUAUUAAUAUCACUUUUAUUUUCUAA